This is a messenger RNA of Dioszegia hungarica, 2682 nucleotides long. RefSeq names its product putative Alpha,alpha-trehalase. Gene Ontology annotation, cellular component: cytoplasm. Gene Ontology annotation, molecular function: calcium ion binding; alpha,alpha-trehalase activity. The record is from RefSeq and is a predicted model, not a curated record. The transcript is spliced from 11 exons. The coding region runs from base 1 to 2682 and encodes 893 amino acids. Lineage: Eukaryota; Fungi; Basidiomycota; Tremellomycetes; Tremellales; Bulleribasidiaceae. Gene Ontology annotation, biological process: trehalose catabolic process.
AUGAGCCGCAACGGACUGGCCGAUGGCCGAGCCAAGGUAAGCUUUCUUUGUGCCAAUCUGAGCUCUACUGACUCUCAGAUCCCCCUUCCCAAGAACCUCCUCUUCAUCGAGCCCGGAGUCACCCCCAACUCGGUCAACAACACUCCUACCAAUGGCGACCAGAACGACCCCCUCGCUCAAGCCGGCGCUGCCCUUCCCAGCAGGAAGUCCACCGGGGACAGCUCCAAGACUACUACACCCACAGAACAAGCCCCUUCCCGCCCCGCUGUCCAGCCCCUCGAGGACGAGACGAUCCACAAGCUCGAGCGGAUCGGCAAGAUCAACGACCGGGAGAAGCAGCUUCCGCAUGUCCAUGCCGAGCCGAAUGAGUAUUAUGGUGGGAACCAGGUUUGGAGUCGUGCGAGGACAUUCAGUAAUGUCGGAACGGAGGGGUUCAAGAAGGGAAGACCGCAGCAUAUGGACGGAGAGGUCAUUGGUCGGAACCGGAGAUUGUCCCACGACGAGAUCAGCGCGUCUGCACCGAGGCGGUUCUUGGUCGACGUUGAAGAGACCAUGCGGAUUGUUCUCGAGCAGGAAGAUACCGACGCAAACUUCCAGAUCUCGAUCUACGACUCUGGACCCAAGCUUCUCGCUCUGGGCACCGCAAGUUCCAAUGCGCACAAGUUCUUCGACAUCAGGGGCACCUACAUGCUGUCCAACCUGCUCCAAGAGCUCGCCCUCGCCAGAGACUACGGUCGAAAGCGGAUCGUCCUGGAUGAAGCGCGCCUUGCCGAGAACCCCGUUGACCGUCUUUCUCGGAUGAUCAAGAACUCAUUCUGGAACGCCCUUACCAGGCGGAUCGACGGCGAAGGUCUCGAAGUGGCUUGUGCGGACCCAAAGAACCGGAGUCGGGUGUUGAGAUCGAGGAUUUAUGUUCCACACGGCGAGGAGGAGCAGGCGGAGUACUACCGUCAGAUCUCGAGAGAAAAGCCCAACCUCAACCUCGAGGUGAUCGUUCUCCCUGUUCACUGCGACGAGCCAUCAUUCGUCAAGACGCUCAACGACUACCCCGGGAUUCUCGCUCUGGCUAUGCAGAAGAAGGUCGACCCGGUCACCAAGCAGAGCAAGCUCGAGGCGCUCCCUUUCGUCGUCCCUGGUGCCCGAUUCAACGAGAUGUACUACUGGGACAGUUAUUUCAUGGCUCUUGGUCUCUUGGUUGAUGGCCGACUCGACCUCGCCAUGAGCAUUGUCGAACACUGCAUCUUCCAAAUCAAAUACUACAACAAGGUCCUGAACGGAAACCGGACCUACUACCUCUGCCGAUCCCAGCCCCCCUUCCUCACCGAUCUCGCCGUCCAGAUCUACAACCAGCACCAGGAUCGGGACGCCCUCAAGCCAUGGCUCAAACGUGCCAUCCAGGCCGCCAUCAAGGAGUACCACUGCUACUGGCUGGUCGAGCCUUCGCUGGACGUCAAGUCUGGUCUCUCCCGGUACCGUCCCGUCGGCGAGGGUGUCCCUCCAGAGACCGAGGCCUCCCACUUUACCCACAUCCUCCAGCCCUUCGCACAAAAGCUCGGUAUCUCGGUCAACGAGUACAUUGACGGGUACAACGACAAGACCAUCCACGAGCCCGAGCUCGACGAGUACUUUAUGCACGACCGAGGGGUGCGCGAGUCGGGACACGAUACCUCGUACCGACUUGACCGCAAGUGCGCGGAUCUCGCCACCGUCGACCUCAACUCGCUGCUGUACAAGUACGAGUCGGAUAUCGCCACCGCUAUCGAGCAGGUCUUUGGGGAUGAGCUUGAACUUGACGACGAGUUUGAUCUUACCCCUUGGCCCAUCACAGCUGAGGCGUAUGCGCCCGGUGCGCCCCGCGAGCGCUCUACAUCCCGGAAACAGACCUCGGCCGAGUGGAAGGCGCGUCUCGAGAAGCGGAAGGAGGCGAUGAAUGAGCUGUGCUGGAACGAGGGGCAGGGGAUGUACUUUGACUACGACUGCAAGGCGGAGAAGCAGACGCGGUACGAGUCGGUCACGACCCUCUUCCCGCUCUGGGCGGGGUGUGCGUCCGAGGCGCAGGCGUUCAGGCUGGUCGAUUCCGCGCUGCCCAAAUUUGAGGUGGCGGGUGGGCUGGUCAGUGGGACAGAGGAGAGUAGGGGGAUUAUAUCGCUCGACAGGCCGAAUCGGCAGUGGGACUACCCAUUCGCUUGGCCGCCGCAUCAAAUUAUGGCGUGGGUCGGGCUGGAGCGAUACGGGCUCGACGUGCACGCUUCCCGCUUGGCCUAUCGAUGGGUUUACAUGAUGACCCUGUCGUUUGUCGACUUCAACGGUAUCGUGCCCGAGAAGUUUGACGCUGUGGAGUUGAGCCACAUGGUUGAUGCGGAAUACGGGAACCAAGGUACCGACUUCCGCUACGUCCCCAGGGAAGGUUUCGGGUGGAUGAACUCUGCCUACCAGGUCGGCCUCCAGUUCUUGUCGGUCGGCAUGAGGCGAGCUUUGGCUGCUUGCGUUCCCCCAUGGGUCUUCUUCAACCUCCCCGCGCCCGACUUCCCGUCCGCCCGACGCAGGCGAGCCGAGCGGGAAGAGCGGGAGCUCCAAGCUGCCGCCCAGGGGCAGGGAGGCGAGCCCAAGAAGAGUGUCCACCACGAACCCCCAUCGCUCGAGCAGGCGAUCGCCAAUCUGAAGUUGGAGCAUGCGCAGUAA